UAUGUGGUUUUAUAUUCGGGGUAUAGAUAGUGGGGAUGAGUGAGAGUUGGGUUUUUAGGGUUUACAUUGAGCAGCCACACCUUCCGCAGCAACCAUGGUUCUCAAAACUGAACUAUGCCGAUUCAGUGGUGCUAAGAUCUACCCUGGAAGAGGCAUCAGGUUUGUUCGUGGUGAUUCUCAGGUCUUCCUGUUUGCAAACUCAAAAUGUAAGAGGUAUUUCCACAACCGUUUGAAGCCAUCAAAGCUUACCUGGACAGCAAUGUACCGGAAGCAACACAAAAAGGACAUUGCUCAAGAAGCCGUGAAAAAAAGGAGACGUGCUACCAAGAAGCCUUACUCUAGGUCCAUUGUUGGUGCCACUUUGGAAGUUAUCCAGAAAAAGAGAACUGAGAAGCCUGAAGUUCGUGACGCAGCUAGAGAAGCUGCUCUUCGUGAAAUUAAAGAGAGGAUCAAAAAAACAAAGGACGAGAAGAAGGCUAAGAAAGCAGAAGUAGCUAAGUCGCAAAAAGCAAAAUCGACAGGUAUCUCGAAGGGUGCUAUGCCCAAAGGUCCCAAACUCGGUGGCGGAGGGGGCAAGCGCUGAGUUUACUUUUCUUCCUAUUUUUGGCCCCUAUUUUAAUAGAGUUGUUUUGAAACUUCUGUAUUGAUAUUUUAUUUGCAUGAUUAAUCUUGUAUUUUACUGUUUUAUUAAACUUGUGUUUGGAACUUCAGAAGGUACCUGGUUAUUGAAUGGAUUUUGCCACCUGUGCUAGUUUAUUUGUUACUA
This is a messenger RNA of Cajanus cajan (pigeon pea), 766 nucleotides long. RefSeq names its product Ribosomal protein L24e family protein (gene STV1). The record is from RefSeq and is a predicted model, not a curated record. Gene Ontology annotation, cellular component: cytosolic large ribosomal subunit. Lineage: Eukaryota; Viridiplantae; Streptophyta; Magnoliopsida; Fabales; Fabaceae. Gene Ontology annotation, molecular function: mRNA binding; structural constituent of ribosome. Gene Ontology annotation, biological process: cytoplasmic translation.